AUGAAGACCGGUCACGUCGAGAGGACAUCAGACCGGGACUACGAAGUGGAAGAACGGCGAUACAGAACAAUGGAGGCGGCGGCGAACCGGUUACAGAAAGAGGCCAAGGGAUAUCUCGACAGUCUUCGAGCCAUGACGGCGUCACAGAUGAGGAUAGCGGAAACGAUAGAUGCCUUCUAUGGCGAUGCCGGCACAAGAGACGGUGUGUCUCGAUCUUACAAGCAAGCGGUCGAAGAUCUGGACGCGGAGACGAUCAAAGCACUCGACGGACCAUUCAGGACAACAGUUCUGGAACCAAUAUCUCGCUUUUGCGCCUACUUUCCAGACAUAAACGAGUGCAUAAAGAAGCGAAACAACAAGCUACUUGACUAUGAUGCGGUCCGCUCGAAAGUCAAGAAACUGGUUGAGAAGCCCGACAAAGAUGUGACCAAACUACCUCGCGCAGAGCGAGAAGCAGAAGUUGCGAAACAGGCAUACGAGCAGCUGAACGAGCAGCUAUUCACAGAAUUGCCGCAACUUAUCGACUUGCGAGUACCAUACCUGGAUCCAUCGUUCGAGGCGUUGGUCAAGAUUCAGUUACGUUUCUGCGCGGAAGCAUACUCACGAAUGGCGCAAGUACAGCAAUAUCUUGAUGCAGAUACGAGGGAACAAUAUGCGCGGGGAGAUCUGGAUAAUCGGGUAGAGCAGGUUCUGAGCGAGAUUCGUGAAUUGACCAUUGCAGGAACGGUCUAG
Messenger RNA from Cyphellophora attinorum, 732 nucleotides. RefSeq names its product Protein hob3. Gene Ontology annotation, biological process: actin filament organization; plasma membrane tubulation; endocytosis. The transcript is spliced from 4 exons. Gene Ontology annotation, molecular function: protein binding; lipid binding. The record is from RefSeq and is a predicted model, not a curated record. Gene Ontology annotation, cellular component: medial cortex; mating projection tip; Rvs161p-Rvs167p complex. Lineage: Eukaryota; Fungi; Ascomycota; Eurotiomycetes; Chaetothyriales; Cyphellophoraceae. Bases 1 to 732 code for a protein of 243 amino acids.